GCACACUGUAUUCUCAAAGCCCACUCUAUACCUGAUGCGAGGUACCGGCACUGGUGACACCGGGCUGAGGACAAGCACAUCAGGAUUAGUAGGGGGAGAAUAUACAGUGUGUUCAGGGCUCUGGAGACGCACAGGAGGCUUUGUGCGUGGUGCCGGAACUGGAGGCACCGAACUGGACACACGCACUACAGAGAGAGUGCGUGGAGGAGGAACUGGGCUCAGGAGACGCACUGAUAGCCUAGUGCGUAGUGUAGGCACUGUAGGUACUAGGCUGGGGCGGGGAGGUGGCGCCGGAAAUACCGGACCGUGGAGGCGUACUGGCACUCUUGAGCAUUGAGCCUGCCCAACCCUACCUGGUUGAAUACUCCCAGUUGCCCGACCAGUGCGGGGAGGUGGAAUAACCCGCACCGGGCUAUGUAGGCGAACCGGGGAAACCAUGCAUAAGGCAGGUGCCAUGUAUGCCGGCCCGAGGAGACGCACUGGAGACCAGACGCGUUGAGCCGGCCUCAUGACACCUGGCUCAAUACCCAAUCUAGCCCUACCAGUGCGGGGAGGUGGAAUAACCCGCACUGGGCUAUGCACUCGUACAGGAGACACCGUGCGCUCUACUGCGUAACACGGCGCCUGCCCGUACUCCCACUCUCCACGGUAAGCCUGGGAAGUGGGCGCAGGUCUCCUACCUGCCCUUGGCCCACUACCUCCUAGCCCCCCCCCCAAGAAAGUUUUGGGAGUUACUUACGGGCUUUUUGGGCUUCCGUGCCAGACGCGUUCCCUCAUAGCUCCGGUUCCUCUCUCCGGUAGCCUCUGCUCUCCUCAGUGCCUCCAGCUGUUCCCAUGGGAGGCGAUCCCUACCAGCCAGGAUCUCCUCCCAAGUGUAGCAACCCUUUCCGUCCAAUACAUCGUCCCAUGUCCAUUGCUCCUUCUUUUCCUGUCCCUUACUCCAUUUACUCCGCUGCUUGGCUCUGGAAUGGUGGGUGAUUCUGUAACGGCGAUCCUCCUCCUCUCCAUCUUCGGAAAAGGAGGAGUAUUGAGGGAACCAAGGCGCAGCGAAGUUUGAACACAUAUUUAUUAAACAAGACGAAAAAACGAACACGAACUACACUUGAAAUGAUACAAAAUAACAAACGACGUAGACUGACCUAAACAUGAGAACUUAUAUAGACACGAAGAACGCACGAAUAGGAAACAGACUACAUAAACCGAACAAACCGUAUACAGUUCCGUAUGGUGCAACCAUAACACAAACACGGAAGACAAUCACCCACAAACAAACAGUGAGAACACCCUACCUAAAUAUGACUCUUAAUUAGAGGAGAACGCAAAACACCUGCCUCUAAUUAAGAGCCAUACCAGGCAACCAAAACCAACAUAGAAACAGAUAACAUAGACUGCCCACCCAAAACACAUGCCCUGACCUAAAACACAUACAAAAACAACAUAAAACAGGUCAGGACCGUUACAUCUACAAGGAUCUUAUGCGUGGAGUGGAUGUCCAUGAUCCCCAAUGGGGUGACUUCAACCACAGAUGAUGUACGACUCGAUGAUACAAUCGGGGGGUUCCAUAUCCUUCACCCAUAAUGUAUCUACGGUAGAAUCAGAACUACGACUGUCUUUCACACUUCAAUAUAGACAGUAGACACAGUUUAAUGACAAAUGUAUUCAAACAUGUAGAAUGUUUUUUUUCAGUGAUAGAUGUCUAACUUAACUUUUAUAAUUUUUCUUCCACAGACUGUGGCUUGCUGAACUUUGCCGACACAAAAACACUACACAUGCACCCAAUGUGAUUGAUGUCAGCUACUCCUGCAUCACCCUCCUGGAGUGUGUCAAUGUAGACCACAUUGUCAGAAAUGAUUUGACUGAGCAUUGGACCUGUAUCAUUGUCUCUGGUGUAUCAGACUGCCAUUGCCAACAGUGGAGGGAACAAGCCAAUGGCAUUUGAUAAGAAUGAGGUGGUAACGAUGAACAACAGUUCAAUCACCCUCUAUAAAUGCCAAAACCUGAAAAUGAACUUCAUUUACAUUGAUUCUACACAGGAUGCAACUGAUGAAACAAUACCCCUCCCCAUUCCCUCUUAGCAGAAGGCUGGAACUGAGUCUAAUGGUGAAGAACCCCCAGUUAAGGAGAGAUGUUCCCAUUACAUUGUCACAGACAUGAGGAAUGAGGUUGUGACAACUGCACCUUUAAAUUCAACCAUCAUCCCAGAUGGAGACAAUCCUGAUGCAAACCGUGGUGACACUAGUUUGACCUGGAAAAAUGUUGGUGUUGUUGCUCUCGUGCUGGUCAUUGCUGGUUUGCUCUUGGUGUUGUUUUGUGUGUACAAACCUUGGAGAGACAAACAGCGCAACCAAGGCCACAGAGAAAUGGAAGCGGGUCAGGGCAUUCCAGAACCAAACUCCAUUCCUCUGAUGCAGAAUGAGCGACGUGAUGCCAGAGACAUCAGAAAGCCUGAUGACGGUGAGACUGUUGAAGCUGUGGUUGUUCCCAGUGACCAAGGAGGUGAGCCAGGAGAGGAGAGCAGGCAGCCCAUGGACAAUGAAGAGACAGGCGCUGACAACCCUCUGCUGAAUGGAGAUGCCAGCGACCAAGGAGAGGAAGGUGUUCUAGGAAUGGAGGAUGGAAAGCCGUCAGACAAUGACAGAGCAGACACUGAAACCUGUCAGAAGACACAUGCUGAUUCCUCCACACUGAAUGUACCCAAGAUUGUCAGGGUUAACAGCCAGACUGAUGACACACAGCUUCUGGGUCAACCUCAAAGCAAUGGACGCGUGCCAUAUAGAAGCUCACCCAUUAUUCAGCUGGACCUUACUUCUUGUGAGACUUAUGCACCCACCAAAGAGAGACAUGAAGAUCUUUACCACUGCAGUGCUAAGACACAUGCUGAACCCCCUCUAGUGAAUGGACACCAUGAUGUCAGGGUUAACGAUGAGACUAAGGAAGUGACUCCUGGUGCACAGAGUCCAGGACCUCCUCAGAUGAAUGGAGGACCUCCCAUGUCUAACAGAGCUGCAGAGGAGACCACUGCUCUAUUGGACAAACAGGCCUUGGACAAGGACAAAGUCACCAAACCUCCUGAGUUAAUAGACAAAGGAACUAAUGACAUGGAGUCAAGAAGAGGAGAACUGUAACAAACGGUAGACGUUUGUAUAGCAAAAGAAAACCUAAUAAGAUAUAAGAUACAGUAAUAUAUAAUAUACAGUACUUAUUAUAAGGUACACAUUUGUGACUUGCAUACCACUGCUGGCUUGCUUCUGAAGCUAAGCAGGGUUGGUCCUGGUCAGUCCCUGGAUGGGAGACCAGAUGCUGCUGGAAGUGGUGUUGGAGGGCCAGUAGGAGGCACUCUUUCCUCUGGUCUAAAAAAUAUCCCAAUGCCCCAGGGCAGUGAUUGGGGACACUGCCCUGUGUAGGGUGCCGUCUUUCGGAUGGGACGUUAAACGGGUGUCCUGACUCUCUGAGGUCAUUAAAGAUCCCAUGGCACUUAUCGUAAGAGUAGGGGUGUUAACCCCGGUGUCCUGGCUAAAUUCCCAAUCUGGCCCUCAAACCAUCACGGUCACCUAAUAAUCCCCAGUUUACAAUUGGCUCAUUCAUCCCCCUCCUCUCCCCUGUAACUAUUCCCCAGGUCGUUGCUGCAAAUGAGAACGUGUUCUCAGUCAACUUACCUGGUAAAAUAACGGUAAAAUAAAAUAAAUAAAUAAAAUUAAUCAUAAUUAGUCUUGUCAACCCCAAGACAUAUUCUUAGCAGUGUUUAACUGAACAGUGAUUUUCAGAAACCUCAACAGUUUAUUAAGUUAAUUCUCUUUGUGACAGCUGUAAUCUGGAUAGGUUAGGGAACGUGUUCAGUUGAAAUUCCAAAACAGCCCAAGACUUGUAGAAUUAUUAUUAUCUACAUUUUGUAUGACUCUUAUCUGAAAAUGAGUGUGACUUAUGACUGAUUAUGGUACAGCAUUUAAAAUCUUAGCUAAACAACAUUAUAAUGAUAUGAAGGUAAGUUAAGAUCAUACUUACACUAGUAUUGUAUAUUAUACAUACAAGCAAAUAUAUAUCACAAACACAUGAGUAGAUACAUACACUUUUUUAGUAUAGACAUUUCCAAGGUCAUGAGGUCUCAAUGUCUUGUGGACAUGUCAAAUAGCUAAACAUUGACCCGGCGUUAUUUACACUAUAUAUACAAAAGUAUGUGGACACCCCUUCAAAUGAGUGGAUUUGUCUAUUUCAGCCACACCCGUUGCUGACAGAUGUAUAAAAUAAAGCACACAGCCAUGCAAUCUCCAUAGACAAACACUGGGAUUACAAUGGCCUUACUGAAGAGCUCAGUGACUUUCAAUGUAGCACAGUCAUAGGAUGCCACCUUUCCAACAAGUCAGUUCAUCACAUUUCUGCCCUGCUAGAGCUGCCCCGGUUAACUGUAAGUGCUGUUAUUGUGGAGCAACAACCGGGCCGUCCGUGUGCUGAAGCGCGUAACGAAUACAAAUUGUCUGUCCUCUGGGUUUGGCACAUGCCAGGAAAAUGGUACCUGCCCCAGUGCAUAGUGCCAACUGUAAAGUUUGGUGGAGAAGCAAUAAUGGUAUGGGUCUGUUUUCAUGGUUCUGGCUAGGCCCCUUAGUUCCAGUGAAGGGAAAUCUUAACGCUACAGCAUACAACGAUAUUCUAGAUUAUUCUGUGCUUCCAACUUUGUGGCAACAGUUUGUGGAAGGCCCCCUGUUUCAGCAUUACAAUGCCCCUGUGCACAAAGCGAGGUCCAUACAGAAAGGAUUUGUCAAGAUUGGUGUGAAAGAACUUGACUGGCCUGCACAGAGCCCUGACCUCAAUCCCAUCAAAUACCUUUGGAACGCUGACUGUGAGCCAGGCCUAAUCGCCCAACAUCAGUGCCCAACCUCACUAAUGCUCUUGUGGCUGAAUGGAAGCAAGUCCCCGCAGGAAUGUUCCAACAUUUAGUGGAAAGCCUUCCCAGAAGAGUGGAGGCAGUUAUAGCAGCAUAUUAAUGCCCAUGAUUUUGGAUUGAGACGUUCAACAAGCAGGUGUCCACAUACUUUUGUGGUGUAGAAGAGACAUCAUUAUCGCAGGGCCCAGUCUAAGAUGCUCUAUUUUACUGAAGAAAUUAUUCAUUAUUUCUGAAUUGAGAGUUACAGCAUGUUAGUGUUAAAUAACUUGCAUAAUUUGUCCCAACUUCAGCAAAAAUUUUCACAGACAUUUAACAUAAACCAACACCUGUAAUCCUACUUUCAGUAAAGAAAGUUAAUGUUCCAUUUUCCUUUAGAGACUAGAGUCCUCAAACUCAACUCGGACCUCGAAACAAGUUCCACUGCAUUUUGUCAUUCUUCCCCUCUAAUCAGGGACUGAUUUAGACCUGUGACCCCAGUGUAGUGCAAUGAAUGAUCAGGUAUUACAGAAAAGCAGCAGGCUCCGGACCUCGUAGGGUAAGAGUUGAGUACCCCUGCUCUAGAAGAUACUACAACAGACUUUAUUUAAACCACCGUUUUCAUAGGAAAUCAUGAUUGGUCAGUUAAAACAGGUAACACUUCAUAUGGAUGUUCUCUUUAUAAUGCAUUACAGGAGCAUUAAUAACACCUUCUAUUCAUAAUGCAUCAGGAUGCACAACAUAGGUGCUAAUAUCUGCUCAUGAACAUCUAUAACUGCAUAAAGCAUUAUCACCAGGAUGUGUAAUGCCUUAUGAAGCAAAGUAUUACUAUGCCAGAUGCCAUAUUUGAAAAGCACAUUAGGAUCAUUAUAUUAUACAUUCUGUGCUCAUUAAGUGGUAGGCUAUAUUCUAAUUCCACUGCAUACCCUCUUACACCUAUGUAACUCUGUCUUGCAUACUUAAAGGGAUAGUUCACCCAAAUUACAAAACUACAUGUUGUUGUUCUUACCCUGUAAGCAGUCUAUGGACAUGUUAAGAAAGCAAUCCAUGCUUUGGUUUUGUUUACUGUACUUGGUUAGAAAUAUGCAUUUUAGCAUUUGUGGCAGAAAUCCAAAGUCAAUAACCCUGUUAAAAGCGUUUUUCACAAAUCAUCCUAAAGUGUCAACAUUUGAUUGUGUACCACAAUUCAGUUAUUUUAAGAUGAUUUGGACAUGAAGCACGAAAAAAAUGCAAGAAAUCGGAUAUUGGCUUCACAUUACUCGACAUGGGAUUUGAUCUAAAAAGUUUGCAUUUGACGACAAUGGUCAGGUUAACAAAACCAAAGCAUGGAUUGCUCUCUGAGCUUGUUCAUAGACUGCUUACGGGGUAUAGAAAGCAAAUUAUAUUUUGUAAUUUGGGUGAACUAUCCCUUUAACAGGAGUGCGGAACUCCUACAUGAAGUCGUUACAGUAUACCCCUCUGACACAAUUUCCUAAAGAGCAUUUCAUGUAGGUCAUACCACUUAGCUUCUUAAUCAUAAGGCAUUAUGCUGCCUGCUUAAAAUGCUGUAGGAAUAUAUAGACAUGUAUUAGCAGCCAUUAGUGCCUAUUUCAUGCAAUAUGAUGUAUAAUGCAUAGAUUAGAAGGUGUUAUAAAUGCACUUAUAACACAUUAUGAAGAGGGUAUUCAUAGGAAGUGUUACCUGCAGUUCUUGCGGAAGGAACUGUACCCCACAUCCCCACCUACUAGUGACAUUGUGAAAAAUACCACACCUUUAGACAGUAAUUGUGUAGCUAUGUUGAUAUCUGUGUUCACCAUUUCAUUAGAAUGUUUAUUACAGUCAAAGUGUCUGUCAGGUCAAAUGACUUAGGCGAAUGACAUACCCACAUACAUUGAGACCUUAUAACCUUAGUGUCAGAAAAGGUUCAUGGUCUUCACAUUUUGAUUAUGGUAAUUUGACUUACUUGUAAUGUACUUGUAAUGCUUUCGCCUGAUGCUUUUUAUGGUUAGUUACCGUUCAUAUUUAUUUUGUUUUAUUUCCUUAUUACAUUUUCAUUACCAUUUUAUAGUACUAUGCAUUUGGACUGUUGGAUUGAUAUGAUCUGCUCAUACAUUGCAAUACAAGUGAGUGAGUUAAGACUAUUGUUUAAUGAACGACUCAGGUCUGAUGGAUACAAUUGUCCCUCGUACUCUCAUGUAUUAUUUGUUACAAACUUUCUGCAUGUAUCUGUAUGAGGAAACCUCCACAUUAUUGUCAUAUCUACUUUUUAGCCUGCAAGUUUAGGAAGGCUAUUCUGCAGAGUUUUGUGUUUGGUCACAACUUGUUUUAUUUAAUACAUUAACAUUUAGUCAUUUAGCAGAUUAUCCUUGCUCAAGUGUACAUCGCCAGAUUUUUCACCUAGUCUGCUCAGGGAUUCGAACCAGAUACUUUUUGGUUACCGGUCCAUCGCUUCUUAGUAUUAUAAUAUGCGUUUAAUUCCUUUCAUCAUUAAAAUAUUCCUUUCCA
Molecule: messenger RNA, 7339 nt
Organism: Salvelinus fontinalis (brook trout)
Lineage: Eukaryota; Metazoa; Chordata; Actinopteri; Salmoniformes; Salmonidae
Exons: 16
Coding region: 2151-3125 (324 amino acids)
Source: RefSeq, a predicted model, not a curated record